AUGGGAGUUUUACAGGAGGCCUUAGCCCAGCCCCAGCCAUGGUGGAAGAUGCAGCUGUUUGUAUGGGAGCCAGUGCUCUUUGGGACCUGGGAUGGUGUGUUCACAUCCUGCAUGAUCAACAUUUUUGGGGUUGUCCUCUUCUUGAGGACUGGCUGGCUGGUGUGUGUUGCAGGUGCCAUGUACAUCACCGGCUUCGCUGAAUCCAUCUCAGAUUUGCUAAGCCUCAGGAACAUCUGGGCCGUGCGAGGAAUUUCAGUUGUGGUGCUUCUAGCCUUGCUGGGGAUUAACCUAGCAGGUGUCAAAUGGAUCAUCCGCCUCCAGCUGCUGCUGCUGCUCCUGCUGGCCGUGUCCACACUGGACUUUGUGGUGGGCUCUUUCACACACCUGGACCCAGACCAUGGUUUUAUUGGAUAUUCACCAGAACUGCUACAGAACAAUACUCUGCCAGAUUACAGCCCUGGGGAGUCUUUCUUCACUGUCUUUGGGGUGUUCUUCCCAGCAGCUACAGGAGUCAUGGCCGGCUUCAACAUGGGGAGUGACCUCAGGGAGCCCGCUGCCAGCAUCCCCCUGGGCUCCCUAGCAGCUGUUGGCAUCUCGUGGUUUCUGUACAUCGUCUUUGUCUUCCUGCUUGGUACCAUCUGCACCCGUGAGGCCCUUCGCUAUGACUUCCUGAUAGCUGAAAAGGUGUCCCUGGUGGGCUUCCUGUUCCUUUUGGGCUUAUACAUCUCGUCCCUGGCAUCCUGUAUGGGAGGCCUCUACGCAGCCCCCCGAAUUUUGCAGUGCAUUGCCCAGGAGAAAGUGAUACCCGCACUGGCCUGUCUGGGGCAAGGGAAAGGGCCAAAUAAAACACCUGUAGCUGCCAUCUGUCUGACCAGCUUGGUGACCAUGGCCUUUGUCCUUGUGGGUCAGGUGAACAUUCUGGCCCCCAUCGUCACCAUCAACUUCAUGCUGACAUACAUCGCAGUGGAUUACUCUUACUUCUCCUUGACCAUGGGUCCCUGCAGCCACCCCCAGGUGUCUGAAUCAGUGUACAGAGAGGGCAGGGGAGCUCUCCACUGCUCUGAGCACCUGCUCUUGGAGAAGGCUCCCAGCUAUGGUUCUGAGGGCACUGCCCGAAGCCCCUCCGAGGGCACUCUGCUAGAAUUCACCAAAGACAUGGAUCAGCUCCUCCAGCUAACCAGGAAGCUUGAGAGUAGCCAGCCCAGGCAAAGGGAGAGUGACGGGAUCCAAGAGAGUCAGGAGAAAUUCAAGAAGGCCACCAAGCAAACCCUACAAGACAGCUUCCUCUUGGACGUCAAGUCCCCUGCUCCCUUCCCUACUGAAGGGCCUGACAGAUUGCAGGAGUCCUCUUGGAACAAACAGUGUAUCAAGAGUGAAGGGGCCUGGCCUGGGGGAGCAUGUGGAGAACAACCUGUCCCUGAGCUAAGUAACCAGUCCAGGUCAAGUAAAGAAGAUUUCUUCCUAAAGUCUAGGCUCCAUGAGCAAGAUAUCCAGAGGAGACCUGCUUCUUUCUAUGCCCGCAUGUGCAACCCCUGGGUCUCCCUGUUGGGGGCUAUUGGGUCCCUUCUCAUCAUGUUUGUGAUCCAGUGGGUCUAUACCCUGGUUAACCUAGGUAUUGCUGCCCUUGUGUAUUUUUACAUCGGUCGGACUAGUCCAGGGCUUCAUCUUGGAUCAGCCUCCAACUUCAGCUUUUUCAGAUGGAUGAGAUCUCUUCUGAUCCCCUCCUACAGGAGCUUGAGAUCCCCCCAAGAGCAGAUAAUUUUGGCACCAUCCCUGGCCAGGGUUGACAUGGAGAUGACUCAGCUCACCCAGGAGAACGCGGACUUUGCCACUCGGGAUCGCUACCACCACUCCUCCCUUGUGAGUCGAGAGCAGUUGAUGCCUCACUACUAG
Pteropus alecto (black flying fox) is the source of this 1893-nucleotide messenger RNA. RefSeq names its product solute carrier family 12 member 8 (gene SLC12A8). Gene Ontology annotation, molecular function: potassium:chloride symporter activity. Gene Ontology annotation, cellular component: membrane. Bases 1 to 1893 code for a protein of 630 amino acids. NCBI's taxonomy places the organism in Eukaryota, Metazoa, Chordata, Mammalia, Chiroptera, Pteropodidae. The record is from RefSeq and is a predicted model, not a curated record. Gene Ontology annotation, biological process: potassium ion homeostasis; chloride transmembrane transport; cell volume homeostasis. The transcript has 12 exons.